Molecule: messenger RNA, 3874 nt
Organism: Vidua chalybeata
Lineage: Eukaryota; Metazoa; Chordata; Aves; Passeriformes; Viduidae
Exons: 6
Coding region: 86-2209 (707 amino acids)
Biological process (GO): protein autophosphorylation
Cellular component (GO): cytoplasm
Molecular function (GO): protein serine/threonine kinase activity; ATP binding
Source: RefSeq, a predicted model, not a curated record
GCACAGGGCUGUCCUGCCACAGCUCUGUGACAUCACCAUGCCUAUAUAAGCCGGGCCAGCCCCCGCGGCUGCCAGUGCAGUCGCGAUGGGACGUGCCGGAGCCAUGUGUGACGGUGGCGUCCUCAUGACCGCGCUUGUCCUGCUGCUGGCCGCUGUGGCUGUCUGGUGGGCCCUUGGCCGCUGGCAACCACGGAGGCGGCAGACAAGGACACCAAAGAGGCGCAAGCGCCCCGGGGUCCGGCCCAGAGGCUCACGGAGGAACCGAGGAGCCCCUGCGGCUCCCAGGCCCUCCAGGCCUCGGCCGACCCCUCGCCAGCGGCCAGGUGCUCCCGCCAGCCCCCUGGACGGCUCCUGCAGCUGCGGCCCCUGCGUGGCAGUGGCCCAACAGCUGCAGGAACUGAUGAGCUUGCUCUGGGCUCGCAAUGGGACAUCUGUGCCGCUCUACGAUGGGAUGUGGCAGGCCUUGUGGGAAGAACUGGAGGAGCUGGUGAAGCGAGGCCACCUGCCCUGCUGUGGCUCGCCCAGCUCCUUCAGGAGCCCCCAUCCCAUGAGGAGGCAGCUCCCAGGAAGCUUCUCCAUCCCUGGGAGAGCCUCAAGCCUUGCAAGGAUGGCGCAGCAGCAGACACCCGCCAUCCCUGCAAGAAGCUCAGGCUGUCAGGGAACGUCCAUCCUGCCUGGAGCCUCGGCUAUCUCUGACAGCCUCCAUCCCUCAGAGAGGCUCAGUGAGACCUGUCAGCGGGCAGAAGGUGCAGAGCCCGUGGACAGGUCUCCCAGCUCCCCUGGACCCGUCGACGUCAACAACACGGGCGCAACCCUGAGCGCUGACGUGGCCAGGGAAAGCCCGCGAGUCCAGGUGGGAGCCCAGCCCGAUGCAGGGGAGCCAUCUCAGGAGCAGGUGGCGGAGCAGCAAGUGUCCUGCAGCCGGCAGUUGCCGGCCCACGGCUCCCAGGACGCUGUGCCGGCGGGCAACAGCCCGUGCCUGGUGGAGGAGGCGAUCCUCCAGAGACCUGGAGACCUCCAUCUCCUGGAAGCUGCUCUGACACAGCCACCGACUACCGGGAAGGCCCUAACAGAAGCUGCUCCUGGGACCCCCCUGUGCGACACCUCGGGCUGCAGCCCCGGCCGUCCAGAAGAGCAGAGUCCGGCCCAGGACGCCGGGGCCAGCGACGGUGCCGCCGCGCCCCGCUGCCCCGCGGCUCCUGCAGCCGCCUGUGCGUGCUGCCCCGGCCCAGCCCUGCCGCUCACCGGCCCGACGGCUGCAGGGCGGGGGCCGCUGCCCGGCGCGCAGCAGGAAGCAGGGCAAAAGAAGGAGCUGCAGGAGCUGUACCUGCUGGGCCCGCAGCUGGGGAGCGGUGGCUUCGGCACCGUUUUCUCGGGGACCCGCCUCUCGGACGGGAGCCCGGUGGCCAUCAAGCACGUGGCCCGGGAGAGCGUCCUGCAGUGGGACGAGCGGGUGAGUGAGCGGGGCCUGCGGGCCAGAGCGGGUCGUGGCGGGCAGGGGGCAGCGGAGGCACAGGGUAGCUCCAGCUGGCCUGCUGGAGGCAUUGUCUUUUCCUCACAGCCCGACGGCAGCCGUGUUCCAAUGGAGAUCGUGCUGAUGGAGAAGGUGGGCUCUGGCUGCCGCAGCAUCAUCCAGCUCCUGGACUGGUUCGAGCUGCCUGACAGCUUCGUGCUGGUGCUGGAGCGCCCGGAGCGAUCGCAGGAUCUCCUGCAGCUCCUGCAGCAGCAGGAGUUCCUGAGCGAGGAGGCGGCGCGCUGGCUUUUCUGCCAGGUGCUGGAGGCCGUGCGGCACUGCACCGCCUGCGGCGUCCUGCACCGGGACAUCAAGCCAGAGAACCUCCUCGUGGACCCGGAGAGUGGCGACCUGAAGCUCAUCGACUUCGGUUGCGGCACCUUCCUCCAGGAGCGGGCCUUCACUCAAUUUGCCGGAACACGCACGUACUGCCCACCCGAGUGGAUCUGCCAGGGCCGCUACCACGGCCAUGCGGCGACCAUCUGGUCCCUGGGGGUGCUGCUCUAUGUCAUGGUCUGCGGGUGCCUCCCCUUCGAGGACGACCGUGAGAUCCUGCUGGGGGAGCUUAUCUUCAGGCCGCAGGUCUCUCCAGAGUGCCGACACCUGAUCCGCUGGUGUUUGGCCCAGCACCCCGCCGACCGGCCGCAGCUGGACCAGAUCUUGCGCCACCCUUGGGUGUGGGCCGGCUGCCUUUGAUGCCUUGCUGGCGCCUCUGCAGCCCCCAGCUACCGAGUCCCACGCAGGACUGAGGGCCGGAAAAAUAAAACAACCACCGACCCGUUGCGGGCUCUCCAGUCUGGUCCUUGUUAGCAACUUCUGCUGGAGAAACCUCUUGGGAAAAGGGGCAAUCAGAGUCUUCCCUUCCCUUUGUCAAGCUUCCAUGCCUCUCCUCCACCUAGGUGGUUUUUUGUGUCUUCAAGCUCAGGCUGUAGUGCACGUAGGAGGGGCUUUAACAAGGCCAGAAGGGCAACAGCGGAACAACAGCUGCCCUUUCAAACCGAUCUGGCCGCUUGCUUGGGGUCCCCUGAAGUGAAACAUGGGCCCGUCUGUGGAUUCCAGCGCCGAGUGGGCGGCAGGAACAGAGACGUUGCUCCGCUGCCAAGGCUGUGAGAACAAGCAGAAGCGUCAAAGCGUCCUUUUCCCUUGAGCCCUGAUGGACUCUUCCUCUUUCUUCCCCUCAAAUCAUCAGCAGGAAAAUGCAGCCCACUCUGUCUCCAUUCAGGCGACAGCAGCCUCCAAGGGAGCUGUGCAGGGCUGGGCAGAUGCCAAAAGGAACCCUAGGACAGACGGACACGCCCCAGCAGGCUCAGCCUCCCGUCUUGGGGCGGGGAACGUGCGUGAGGAGAGCCCUGCGGCGGAGGAAGGAGCCCCGGAGAAAGUCAUCCCUGGGGACUCCAAGGGAAACCCCCCCCCGGUGUUAGCAGCCCUGAACCCUGCUGUCUCCCGUUGAGGACUCGUGUUCUGGAAGGGAGCGAUUCUCGAGACCUUUGUUACAGCCUGUAGCCCAGAGCUUUAGGACUUUGGGUGGAAGGAGUGGCAUUUCUAGCCAGCUCCCUUCUGGAGACUUGGCUAUUGUAACAAAGAAUCACUGGAUGCCCAUAGCACCUCCUGACCAGCAAGGGAGGGGUCUCCCUGCACUUGUGCACCCCAAAUGGCAUGUUUUUGUCAGCUCUGAAUUUCCCCUUCUCUGCUUCACCUUCAGGAUAAGGAAAAAACCUGACUUGGUCUCUUAGCUUUCCUGCUCACUCACAGGGGAAGGCAGAUGAGAUCCUGGACUUGCUCCCAUGGCCUUGGGCCCACUGUGCCCCCCAAAAAUAUCUUCCUCUCCCCUAAAAACAACUGAUGGAGAGUGCACCAACCGCUCUAGUUACAGAAAUGCACCCAGGUGCCAGCUACUAAUCUCUGCUACCUUCUGUCUACUGCCCUGACCUACCAACACAGGGUUUGGUAGUAAAUAGUUUUUCUUCAUAAAUGCACACGCUCUUUCAUUUCUGUUUUCUUUUCUCAGGGCUGCCAACCCUCUUGUACCCUGAAUGGCUCUCCAAGGCUCUACCCAAAGGCCUGGCCCGAGCUGAGAUCCUUCCAGCCAAGACCCCGCCCUGAGGGGAUGGUGAGAGCUCUGUGUGUCAGCCCCGGCCUGGAGGCUGAGCUGGGAGGGAAAAUUAUCCCUUUUCUAAGGUCCUGUCAGCGGUGACUGCCACUUCUCCAAGGGCCACGACACCUUUUCCCCAGGAGCAGCAUGUCCGUUGUUACAAAGCUUCCAUUUUUGCAAAGGAAACAUUUUCAGUUUCAUUUUCUCCCUGUAGUAGAAGAAGAAAAAUCACUUACAGCUGCUAUCGUAAAUAAACCAAAAGAAUUUCA